Messenger RNA from Clonostachys solani, 810 nucleotides. Lineage: Eukaryota; Fungi; Ascomycota; Sordariomycetes; Hypocreales; Bionectriaceae. The record is from the annotation of a GenBank genome assembly.
AUGGAAAUGGACUUCUACGACAUUGCCAUGCGGGCCCCAUCGGCCGAGCACUGCUGCUCAGUGAACCCGUGGAAGUCUCGACUGGCCCUCAACUUCAAGAACAUCCCCCACACCACCAAAUGGGUCCCCCUCCCCGAGAUCCCCAAGUUCCGCCGCGAGCUCGGCCUGCCCGCCUGCCGCAAGCACGCCGACGGCUCCGACUUCUUCACCCUCCCGGUCCUGGUCGACCAUGGCACCGGGUCCAAGGUGGGCGACUCGUUCGACAUCGCCCUCUACCUGCAGAAGACGUACCCGGACUCGGGCGACGGCGACCUCUUCCCGGCCCAGAAGCUGGACUUCCACUUCGACCCCAUCCUCCCCGCCUGGGCCCCGCCGCUGUCGGUGCGGAGCGACUCCGAGCAGGAGGAGUACGCCAGCUUCAACACAUCCGUCGACGCAGCCUUCUCGGCCCACGCCGGCCUCGCGGGCUACAACAUGCCGGUCGACUCGGAGGCCACCCGCGACGAGUUCAUCCGCCGUGCUGGGGCCAAGUCCUGGGACGACUUCGAGGUCAAGGGCGAGGUCCGCGAGCAGAUGAUCCAGUCUCUCAAGGCCAUGCUCGGGGAUCUCUCCAGGGAGUUCACAAAGAACACCGGCGGGCCGUUCACCCUGGGCGCGCGGGCCACGUAUGCCGAUCUCAUCGUCGGCGGCUGGCUGUACAUGAUGAGCAGGACUCUUUCGGACGGCGAGUGGCAGCAGGUCAGGGGUUGGCACGGGGGCGUGUUUGGUGAUUUGUUCGAUGGGUUGAAGAAGUAUGCCGAAGUGAAGUAG